AAAAAAAAAAAAAAAAAACUUUUGAAAGGUAAAUAUAUUAGGGCUAUAGGGAUUCGCCCAUUUUCCAUAACAAAAGAAAAGGGAGAAGAUUCUAGGAUAAAGGGAUUCGCCGAAUUUGGUUGGCUUGAAGCGUUACUAAGAAUGGAUGAGCUUGUUCUGAAAUCUUUUAACGGCGGUGGCGAUAAUGAGCAUUAUUUAUCUAUUAUUUCUCCCCAAGACAUACCUCCCAAGGAAGGCUUUGAAAAUAUCCAUCUUUAUUUUUAUGAUAAAAAUAAAGAAAAUGUUUCCGGUAAUAUUUGUGGUGGGCUGUUGUAUUUGGAUGAUUUUAAUGGCAAAAGUGUUGUGUGCAACUUAACAACUAAAGAGUUCAAAUUUCUUUGUCCGCCCAAGAAAGCCUCUCCAUGUUGGGACAAUUUCAAUGGGAGUGGUCUCGGAUAUGAUUCUGAAUCUGGCGACUACAAGGUCAUUCGAAGCUAUACUCGAUGCAAUUGCGAUCCAGACGAUGAAAAUGAUAGAGAAGGGUGUCGUGGUGGUCGCCAUACAAAAACUGAGUUGUAUUCGCUUCAAAGCGAUUCUUGGAAGGAGAUUCCGAAUCCUAAUUCUCAUAUUUUCCCUGAAUGUGGUGUGUCUAUUAUGGGGAAUUGUUAUUGGACAGUAGUAUCACAUGAUGGCUCAACUUUUUCUAUUUUAUCAUUCAACUUUAGUGAGGAAAGUUUCUCUUGCAUUCCUUCACCACCUGUUACUAUGAAGAAAUUUAUGUAUGUUGUUGUUGAGUGUGAUGGUUUUUUGGGUGCUAUUGUCUUUGAGCGAAAGUCCAAGCGUGGAGUUAAGUCUUUUCAACUUUGGGUAUGGAAAGAAAGUUCGUGGGUCAAAUCAUUUGGUGUUGCUCUUCGUGGUAUUGAAAAACCGUUGGGAUUGAAAGAUGGUCGUUUUUUAUUACUUGAAAAGAAAAGAAAAAGAAAAAGUAGAAAAAGAAAAAGUGGUGAUGAUCUCAGUCGUCCAUUAGUAGUUUAUGAUUGUAUUUCAAAAGAGUGGAAGGAACCUGAUAUCUAUGCUUGUGCACAAGAUGUGAAGGUUCUUUCUUAUGUUCAGGAUAGAGUUUUGCUAGUAUAUAAUUGGAUCACGAAAAAACAAAGGAUGAAGGUUCUUUCUUAUGUUGAGGACAAAAUUCUGCUACCAGAUACAAAGCCAAUGAAUCGUCCACAAAAUGUUGAAGAUUCGUCUGUCCGAGAAGGUGCUCAAAAGAUGCCGUCAAUCGACAUCCAGCCGCUGAAGAAGAUGAGCCGUAGCUCAUAGUUGAAGGGUAGGUGCGGAAGAAGAAAUAUAUUUCGCUCAAGGUAGAAGUCUGUCAUUUUGAUCCUCUGCCGGAAUAAGAAAUGGUUGGGACUUAUAUACUUUAGAUUUUGGUUAUGUUUCUUUUGUCAGUGUUUAGAUAUGAAUUCUUUGCAGCAAGAAUUAAAUGCUAUAAAUACGCAUCAUAAGAUAUAACAUAGAAAUUCAAUGGUCGUCUCUGUGUUGUUGUGCUUACUUAAUGCUUACUGGUUUAGGAUAUCUGAAAUGAAUUUGCUGCCAAGGAAUAUAGACAAGGUUGUUGUUAUCGGUGGUGGAUUGAUGAGGUCUGAGAUUGUAGCAUUACUGGUUCUUGGAAAUUACAAAGUCGUUUUGAAAGAGAAGAAGAGGGAGCAUCUGUUGGAAGGGAUCAACAAAAUCAGAGGUAAGUUUCAGUGUUUCUGAAACGUAAAAGAAUCAAUAUAUAGAAGCUAUUCUUUUGUGGCAGAAAAUUUGCACACACACUUGAAGAAUGGAAAGGCAACUGUGCAGGGGCUUGAAAAGGCUUUCACUCGACUGAAAGGCGUUGUUGAUUAUGAUAACUUGGAAGAGAUGGUAUGGUAGGGUUUGGCAGGACGUCUGAAUGAGGAUAGGGAAUAGGGUUCAAGGAAGAAAACAUAAUAUGUUCAUAUGUGCUUUCAUUAAGUGGAUUUACUUUUAUUAUUAUUAUUAUUAUUAUUCUCUGUGUUCUGCCAACAUGGCAAUUGAUCGGAACACGUUAAUUACCAAUUGUCGGAUUAUUUUUA
Messenger RNA from Salvia miltiorrhiza (redroot sage), 2075 nucleotides. RefSeq names its product F-box/LRR-repeat/kelch-repeat protein At2g27520-like. The record is from RefSeq and is a predicted model, not a curated record. Lineage: Eukaryota; Viridiplantae; Streptophyta; Magnoliopsida; Lamiales; Lamiaceae. The transcript is spliced from 4 exons. Gene Ontology annotation, molecular function: NAD+ binding; (3S)-3-hydroxyacyl-CoA dehydrogenase (NAD+) activity. Bases 142 to 1296 code for a protein of 384 amino acids. Gene Ontology annotation, biological process: fatty acid beta-oxidation. Gene Ontology annotation, cellular component: peroxisome.